AUGCUCUCCGAAGAGGAUCGACUGGCUUCCUUUGCCACCGCCUCGUCAUCCACAUCAGCAGCCAAGAAGAGGCAAUCCACAAAACCAACAGCUUCCUCUUCUUCCUCCUCCUCCUCCUCCUUCUCCUCUUCCUCCUUACUCCAAUGGCCACAUCCCGUCACGGCCCGCAGCGCCAAAGCAUCAGGCAUUCCAACACCUGCCAUUCUCGCCAAGCAUGGCUUCUAUCACGCACCCACAUCAGCAGCGCUCGACGCCGUCUCUCACUUCCUCUAUCCACAUGUACAGAUCGACAACUGGCAAAUGGGCGACGAUCCACUUAGUCGACUCGAGUUGGCACUACCCAACAACGGAUGGUGUCGAAUCUUUCGCAGCCAUGAAGAAGCUACUUUGCACGAGGAAAGCGGCAAAUGGAUCUUUGAAACACCAGAACUGCUGCCAACGAGCAAGGAGAUGAUUCAAGCGCGAAAAGAAACCUUCGGUAGCAACUGGCCCUAUGAUGGCAAGAAAGGUUGGAAACCAACUAGCAAGAAGCUCGCAGAAGCAGGCUUUUACUUUACACCGAAUCAAGAGGAAGCCGACAAUGCCAAGUGCAUCUACUGUGGGAAAGCGCUGGGCGGUUGGGAGAAGUCGGAUGAUCCCAAUCACGAGCAUAAACGACGUCAUCCCGAAUGUGCCUUCUUCAAUCACCAGUUGAGAGAGCCGGUGCAGCAGGAGGCAGCUCCAGUUGAAGAGAAGGAUGAGGAGCAAAAACCUCUUGUCGCAACCAAGAAGGGAGGCAAGCGUGCUGUCUCUGCGACAACACGGAAAGCGUCCACCAAGAUCAGAAAAGCAAACAAGUCUACGGCAGCAGCAGCACAGGAUCAAGAUGACAAAGAGGAGGAGGACGACAACAACAACAACAACAACAACAAAGAUGUUGAAGCCAAAGUUGAACAAGAGCCGGUGGUGCCUCCAAGCAAGGCUGGUCGCAAGGCACGCAGCGUAUCGUCAAAAAAGACAGCAGCAAAAGCCGAGGUUGAGCAAGAAGAGGCAAAGGAAGCCGAACAACCUGCAGCAGAAGUGGAAGAGGUGCCGGUCAAAACUCUCAGAACCAAGAAGAGCGCUACUGGUCUCGGCAAUGGCAAUCAAGCAGCUCCAGCUCGGCCAUCGCGUGCUGCAAGUCGAAGAGCUACCAAGGCCAUCGAGAUCCUCUCAGCAGAUGCUGAUGUUGAUCGCAUUCCUCGCAGACCCGAUAAGGAGGACCUCGAGAAGCGAGAGUUGACAUUGUCGGAUCCGAUUCCAUUCCCUUCAUCGCCCAACGACGACGACGACGACGAGGAGCCAGCACCGGCAACGGAUCCUGUCGGCCCGCCAGCUAAAGCAAAGAGGAGUCGAUCCAAGUCCAAGAAGCUCGACCAGGCUACGACACCCAAGGAGCCUACUCCCGAGCCUGAACCGGAGCCAGAGGUCGAAGAUGAUGAUGCAGCGCCAAUGCAGGAAGACAAGACCAUCGUUGAGCAUGACGCAUCCGAAGUCGAGGAGGAGGGAGGGCCGGAACCUGUCGAAGAGCCAAAGCGAAGAGGUGGACGAGCUGCCAAGGCAAGUACAGUAGCGAGCACUUGCACCAAGACAUGGUCGACUGCAACAAGAUCGCGUAAAGCAUCUGCAAAGGUUGCCGCUGCAGUCCCUUCAUCACCAGUCCCUUCAUCACCAGUCCCUGCAUCACCAGUCCCUGCAUCACCAGUCGAAGUCGAAGUCGAAGAGGAGAUGGGGUCAGAUGGCGCAUCCCUCCUCGCAUCCGAAGCAGAGGUUGAAUCGGCACGUCAACGCUCCACUUGCUCCGUCUCAAGCGCAAUCCCCGCCGUUCCUAGCAAAAGUAAAACAAUAUCCUCGUCCUCGAGCGAUCUCGCUUCAAGCACAAGCAGCCGCAAGCUCCCAACAUGCUCGCCCUCGUCGUCCUCAACCAAGCGCGGCGCAUCGAGCACCAAGUCAACGCCUCUCGCCUCGGAAGCAGACACGGAAGUCGAGCUGCUGACCAACACUGGUUCUCAAGCCACCAUUCGUGGCACACGUCGAUCCUCUCCGCUUGCAUCCAGCAGCCCUCGGCCUCGUACCAGUUGUCCACUCUCGCAACUACCUCAGCUGCCAAGGUUGGACCUGGACGAGGCGCAAAGGGCAAUGACGUUGGGCGAAUGGUUGCAGAUGAAAGCAGAAGCUGCAGCACAAGAGAUGCGCGACCAGGGUGAAGCUGGAUUAACCGAGUUGGACAAGAAUGUGCGAUUGGGUCGGAUCGAGAUGGAGAGACGCUUGAGAGGCAGAGCAUAA
This is a messenger RNA of Ustilago hordei, 2304 nucleotides long. RefSeq lists its product as uncharacterized. The record is from RefSeq and is a predicted model, not a curated record. The coding region runs from base 1 to 2304 and encodes 767 amino acids. The transcript has a single exon. NCBI's taxonomy places the organism in Eukaryota, Fungi, Basidiomycota, Ustilaginomycetes, Ustilaginales, Ustilaginaceae.